This is a messenger RNA of Polistes canadensis, 2060 nucleotides long. RefSeq lists its product as uncharacterized. The record is from RefSeq and is a predicted model, not a curated record. NCBI's taxonomy places the organism in Eukaryota, Metazoa, Arthropoda, Insecta, Hymenoptera, Vespidae. The transcript has 2 exons. Bases 779 to 1309 code for a protein of 176 amino acids.
UUGUUAAUCUAAUUCGUGAAAUUGAAAAUACAAUGAACAUUAUGAGCUGGAUAUAGUGAAAUUUUAGUAUCAAUUUAUAAAUAAAUGAUUUAUAUUAAUAUAACGUGGCAAAUUUUGUAGAAAAAAAUAAAUUGUAAAAUGGAGCAAAGUGAAAGUAAUAUUACAGGAAACAACAAACUUUUAUCUACUAAUAUAUUGAACAAACUACCAUCAUGGUUGGUAGAAAUGACUGAGUAUGUAAUUGAUAAAAUUGUAUAUUUUUUUAAUUUCUGAAACAAAAAUUAUAUUUUUAGCAGAUCACAUAUAUAAAUAUUUUAUUGAAAUUGUUUAAUUUAAUAGGAAUGUUAAGAGAUUAAACGUGACUGAUGAUUAUAAGACAUUGCAAAUAGAAAAACAUUCAAUACAUAAAGAACAUACAUUUGAGCAAACUCCUUUAGAAGAUAAAACAUCUGUUUUAAAGAAAGAUAUUGAUAAUUUGUAAGUCUUUAUUUAAAUUUGGUAUAAUAAUUUUCAAUAUGUAUAUAUAGAAAUAUUUAUUCAAUCUUUUAAUAAAUAAUCUAGAUACGGGCAAUCUUACAAACCAUUUUUUACAAUAAAUAAUAUAAAAGAUGUUGAUGGUGAGAUUUUACUGCAAUCGUGCACUAGUAAAUCACUUCCCAAUUCUCCCAAUCAUACAGAGAUAAAUAUCAAGCAUACUUCCACUCGUGCUCUUUCUGCUGUUGUUGAUUCAAAUGAUCAAAAUUCUAUUGAAAGAGAUUUUAGUGCACUUGAUGAAUAUAUGGAGAAAAGAAAAAUUGAUAAGUACUAUGACAAGAUCAAAUCUACAAGAUUUAAAAACAAUGGAAAAUUUAACUAUGAACUGCAGACUCUUAAUGAUUUUAAGAAGCAAAAUAAUGACUGUUUUCAAUCAGAUAUAUUGAAAAAAGGAUAUAAGAUGGACAAUCAGUUGUUAACACAACAAAGAUAUAAAACUUAUUCUAAACACAGAAAUAAUGCCAUUAGAAAACAAGAUCCUAAAAAUAAUUUACCAAGUGGAAUCAUUAAGAGAAGAUUAGAUUAUUUGUCUGGCUUAGCACCAGAAGGAACUACAACAAAUGAAAUAAGAACAAACCCAAAUUCAAUAUAUCAUAGUGAUAUAACAAAUAGUGAACCAGCAAGAAAGAAUCACCAUAAAGUGGUUUCUUCAGAAGAAAUUGGCCAGGAUAAUAGUAAUAUAUUGAAACAAAAAUCUACACAUAGAAGUUUGCCUAAUUGUAAAUCUAGUUUUCAACAAAAUGAGAAACAUUCAAUUCAAGGUAGGUUAUUAUAAAGAAAUUAAUUUAUAUGUAAUGGUUAGCACUAUUGAUAUUUUAAAUAAACUCAGAUAUAAAAAAGUCCUAUAGUUUGGUUUUUAUGUUUUUCAUCAUGGUACAUAACUCGCAGUUUGAACUUCAUGAAACUCUUAGUGAUCUUUUAACUUGUUUAUUGUCAAGAUUACAGAUCAGGUCAGUGUACAAAUUCAUAUUUAUUAUAAAUAAUUUGGACUAUAAUGUGGUAUUAUUUGGUUCUGUCAUAGAUAGAUGCAGAAAUUUUAUUGUGCCUGAUCUUCCUUGUGGUCAACAGUUAAUCAUUGAUAUUCUCAGUACUUGGGGAGAUAAACAUUAUGUAGGUCUCAAUGGAAUUGAGAUUUUUUCGGAUACAGGUCAACUUGUAUCCAUAAGUAAGGUAAACAGUUUGUUAUUGAUAUAAAGAUUUAAUAGAAUAUAUAUCUCUAAUGUGAUUAUAUUUAAUAUUAAUUACACAAUUUUUUUUAUAGAUAUCAGAAGAUCCAUCAAUUAUAAACCAAUUACCAGAAUAUAAUGAUUCUCGUAUAUAUAAUAAUCUUAUUAAUGGAGUGAAUAGAACAAGAGAUGAUGCUAAUUUGUGGCUUAUCCCAUUUACAGAAGGAAAUCAUCAUUACAUUUAUAUGAUUUUUCAAGAUAUUGUAACAAUUGCUAUGAUUAGAAUAUGGGUAAGAGUUUUGUCAAAUAUAUUAUAAUAUUUUAAUGAAAUUUUCAUAUUACUAUUUAUUAUUUUUAGAA